AUGUUCACAAAAGUAUUUCUUGAUCUAUCCAAACAAUUAUUUUCUCCUUUAUUGGAUAUUCGUUCAAUUUAUUCAUCAUUGUCAUCGCUUAUCGAUGAUAUUCUCAAACAUAUUAUUUUUCAUAGAACAUGGAUUACAGCUUAUCGUGAUUAUAUACAAUCUUUAUCAUCAAAGAAAACGAUUUCUUGUCCUGUAUCACCUUUAUUUACUACACUCGAAACAUUUGUUAUCGCAGGAAAUGCAAAUGUUAUUAGUUUUCUUCCACUUAUUUUUCGUCAUUGUAUUAAUUUAAUUGAAUCAGAAAAAGUGUCUGAUAUAUUUGAAUUAUUAGUUCAAAUGAAUAUAUGGCUUGAACAAAUUCAAAAUGAUAAUAUAUAUAUUGAUGGUAUUUGUCAAUUACUUCAAAUUCUUGAUGAAAAACAUUUAAUUGAUCAAUUAUUAAAUAAUUCUUUAGAAGAACGAAUAACAGAUUGGAUGAAAGAUAUUUUAUUUAAACGUUCUUAUGAAUAUAAAACAGAAAAUUAUGCAAAUUUAUGUGUUAUUUGUCUUUAUCUACAUCCAACAUUAAUUGAAACAAAUUUAUCUCAAAUUGUUCAAUUAUUUAUUGAUUCUAAUCGAUGUCUUUCAAUUUUUCUUAUUGGUUAUAUUGAUUUAUAUUCAAGAAUGAGAUCUUUAGCAAAGUUAACUAAACGUUUAACCAUUGCAUUUGAUAAAUCAAUUAUUCUUCCGGAAAAAGUUUUAAAACAUAUUGAUCGAUCAUGGUUUAUAUCAAAUGAAGAUCGUCUUCGAUUAAUUGUUCAAGCUUCUAUUGAAUAUGCUAUCGAAACUAAUUCUCAUGAUGAUUCUCAACCGAAGAAACGACGUAAAAUUGAUUUUGAAGAAAAUCUUGAUUCAUUUUAUGAUUAUUUACAAACAAAAUCAUGUAAAAUCGAUGAUAAAAUCAUUUCAUUAUUUUCUUCGAUUAAUUUUGAUAGUAUUAAAACAUCUGGAAUAUUAGUAUCAAUUGGUUGGCUUGCAUUAAAUAUUUCCCCCAGAUCUUUAGAAUCAAUGCAAAUUCUUCUUGAUAUAAUAGAUUCAUCAAAAAUCUUACCAUUACUAUUUAUUAGUCAUUUAUUAGAUUUUACUUUAAAUACAGAUAAUGAAAAAAUGAUUGAUCAACUUUUAAUUAUUAUAUCAAAUAAUUUAAAUUAUCAAACUAUUUUAAAAAUAAAAACAAAUAAAAUUCUUGAUGAAAUGAAAACAAAUGAAGAUUAUCAAAAUAUUCGUUUAUUAGAAAAAUAUCUUUUAUUAUUUUAUUAUAGUCGUUCUUUAAUAUCUUCAAAUGAUCUUUGUUUAAUAAUUGAUCGUUUAUUAAAUUCAUCAUCACAUUCAUCUAUAUCAUAUUCAUCAUUAGAUACACGUUAUAUUUUAGCUAUGAUUAUAUUAAAUUGUUUAUCAUCAUAUGAUAAAUAUUUAAAAUUUCUUCAACAAACAUGGAAAUCUAUUGUUAGAGAAAUAAAUGAAAAUAAUCAUUUAAAACAAGUUGUUAUUGUUUAUGCUAAACAAUGGAAAUAUGUUUUAAAAUUUAAUUCAACAUUAGAUGAUAUCAAUGCAUUAGUUAAAUGUUUAAAUGAUCAAUAUGAAUUAAUAUCAAAUGUUAUACAAUCAAUUGAUCAAAAUCAAUUUCAACAAUGGAUAGAAAAUAUAAUUCAAAAUAUUAAAAUUCCGUUAGAAGAUCAAGAAGAAGAUAUUAAUAAUUGCCGUCAAGCAUUUCAAUUAUUACAAACAUUAAGUCAUUGUUCAUUAAAUAAAGAAAAUAAUCUUUAUUUAUUGACGAUAAUUAAUUCUGUAAGAAGACUUUGUUAUAUUUGA
Molecule: messenger RNA, 1851 nt
Organism: Rotaria sp. Silwood2
Lineage: Eukaryota; Metazoa; Rotifera; Eurotatoria; Philodinida; Philodinidae
Source: the annotation of a GenBank genome assembly